This is a messenger RNA of Pterocles gutturalis (yellow-throated sandgrouse), 591 nucleotides long. It is a transcript of the gene RNF14, whose product is annotated as ring finger protein 14. The annotation marks the transcript as partial. The record is from RefSeq and is a predicted model, not a curated record. Gene Ontology annotation, biological process: ubiquitin-dependent protein catabolic process; positive regulation of proteasomal ubiquitin-dependent protein catabolic process; protein polyubiquitination. Gene Ontology annotation, molecular function: ubiquitin protein ligase activity; zinc ion binding; ubiquitin conjugating enzyme binding. The transcript has 4 exons. Lineage: Eukaryota; Metazoa; Chordata; Aves; Pterocliformes; Pteroclidae. Gene Ontology annotation, cellular component: cytoplasm; ubiquitin ligase complex.
GUGAAAGAGUUGGUUGGAGAGGAGCUGUUUGCACGGUACGACCGCCUGCUGCUGCAGUCCAGCUUGGACCUGAUGGCAGACGUGGUGUACUGCCCUCGCCCGGGCUGUCAGACCCCCGUCAUGCAAGAGCCCGGCUGCACCAUGGGCAUCUGCUCCUGUUGUAACUACGCGUUCUGCACCCUCUGUAGCAUGACUUACCACGGGGUCUCGCCGUGUAAAGUCACCGCAGAGAAAUUAAUGGAUUUGCGCAAUGAAUAUUUAGAAGCAGAUGAGGCAACUAAAAGAUUUUUGGAGCAACGCUAUGGCAAGCGAGUGAUUCAGAAAGCCCUCGAGGAGAUGGAGAGUAAAGAAUGGCUGGAGAAGAACUCGAAGGCUUGUCCUUGCUGCGGUACUCCCAUAGAGAAACUAGAUGGAUGUAACAAAAUGACGUGCACUGGCUGCAUGCAGUAUUUCUGCUGGCUCUGCAUGGGCUCUCUGUCGAGGGUGAACCCCUACAGGCACUUCAACGAUCCAGCCUCCCCGUGCUUUAACAGAUUGUUUCAAGCUAUGCAUAUUGAUGGUGAGUUCUGGGAACCUGAAGAUGAAGAGUAG